AUGGCGAUGGACCCCUCUACUGAAUACAGUUUCGGCCACUGGAUGAGCAGCUCCGAUGUCACCAAAGCUGAUAUAAACAAGCUGAUCAUGGACUAUUUGAUCACCGAGGGGUACCCAUCGGCUGCUCAGAAGUUCGCUGCCGAGGCCAAUAUUCAGCAAAAGGCAGACUUGACAGCUAUCGAGGAAAGAGUACGAAUCAGGGAUUCCAUACAUCGCGGAGACCUGCAGCAGGCGAUUGAGCUGAUCAACGACCUCAACCCAGAACUCUUGGACACGGACAAGAAACUUCAUUUCUCGCUUCUGCGUCUCCAACUCGUAGAGCUCAUCCGUCUCAGUUUCAACUCUUCUGAUCAAACUCUUGUCGGGAAUGCUAUCGAAUUCGCCAUGCACAACCUGUCACCAUACGUACCACUCGAUCCACAAUUCAAGACCGACUUGGAGCGAGCAAUGGCCCUGCUAAUAGUCCCAAAAGAAUCAUGGGCAAAGGCAGCAACUGCAUCAGGAUCUGCGCAGGCGGUCAACGAUUUCGGUGCUCUCGCCGAGCUAGUUGACCCCUCUUUGAGACAGAAAGUCGCCAAGGAUGUCAACGAAGCCAUUCUACAGUCUCAAGAUCAGAAGAGAGAGGCCAACAUUCGCUACCUGGUGAAAGUACGUACUUGGGCUGAACGACUUGCCCGGGAGAAGCGACUUAAUAUACCGGAAGAUCUCGCUUUUGAUGCCGAUCCCGACAAGGCCGCAAAGGAGGACCAGAACGGUCACAACGGAGACACUGAGAUGACUGAAAACGGCAGUGAGGAGAACGGCGGUGGAGACGCCGAGCUUGCUCGAUAUACGAACAUUCCGUCUUGA
Messenger RNA from Exophiala spinifera, 849 nucleotides. RefSeq lists its product as uncharacterized. The coding region runs from base 1 to 849 and encodes 282 amino acids. The transcript is spliced from 4 exons. The record is from RefSeq and is a predicted model, not a curated record. Gene Ontology annotation, molecular function: protein binding. Lineage: Eukaryota; Fungi; Ascomycota; Eurotiomycetes; Chaetothyriales; Herpotrichiellaceae. Gene Ontology annotation, cellular component: cytoplasm; nucleus. Gene Ontology annotation, biological process: proteasome-mediated ubiquitin-dependent protein catabolic process.